Molecule: messenger RNA, 1146 nt
Organism: Cutaneotrichosporon cavernicola
Lineage: Eukaryota; Fungi; Basidiomycota; Tremellomycetes; Trichosporonales; Trichosporonaceae
Gene: ARC1
Exons: 3
Coding region: 1-1146 (381 amino acids)
Molecular function (GO): tRNA binding
Source: RefSeq, a predicted model, not a curated record
AUGUCCGAUAUUGCUCAGUUCGUUGCUGCGGCUCAGAAGGCCGACCCGGCCCUCAGCGGUGACCAGGCUCUCGUCCAGAAGGCCGAGAAGGAGACCGAGUCUCUCGUCGGCGAUCUCAAGACUCUCAACGCCAAGCUCCUUCCCCUCACCUACCUCGUUGGCAACGCGCCCUCGUCGGCUGACGUCUCGCUCUACGCGCGCCUCAACCCCGUGAUGGCGUCCGCCCCCGCGACCCAGCACCCCGAGCUCCCCGCAGUCCUCCGGUACUUCCUCCACAUCCAGGAGCAGGCUGGUGUCAAGGCGGCGCAGAAGGAGCUCCCCAACGCGUUCCCCCCAGUUGACAUUGACGUGAACUCGCUGCCUGCCGCGGUGCGCGUCGCACCCCCGGCCAAGGUCAAGAAGGAGAAGAAGGACAAGGAGGGUGCCGCUCCUGAGGGCAAGAAGGAUAAGAAGGCGGACAAGGCCGAGAAGAAGGACAAGGCCGCCAAGGGCGAGAAGAAGGACGCGCCCGCUACCGCCGCUGCUGCCGAGGGUGCGCCCAAGGAGGGCAAGAAGAAGGAGAAGAAGGAGAAGGCACCCAAGGCGCCCACUGCCCCCGCGACGCCCGCUAUCCCUAUGCCCUCGAUGAUCGACCUGCGUGUCGGCAAGGUUCUGGACGUCAAGCGUCACCCGGACGCGGACAGCCUGUAUGUCGAGACCAUCGACGUUGGAGAGGCCGAGCCGCGUAUCGUCUGCUCUGGUCUCGUCAAGUACAUGAGUGAGGACGACAUCCGGGGUGCGACUGUCAUUGUCGUGUGCAACCUCAAGCCUGUGACGAUGCGCGGCGUCAAGUCGUUUGCGAUGUUGCUGUGCGCGAGCGAGAAGGGUGCCGAUGGCGAAAAGGGCGGUGUCGAGUUUGUGCUCCCGCCCGCGGGGAGCGCUGCGGGCGAGCGCGUCUACUUUGAGGGUGAGAAGUACGAGAACGAGAAGGCCGAGGCGCUGCUCAACCCCAAGAAGAAGGUGUUUGAGACUAUCCAGCCCAACUUCUCCACGCUCGACAACCUUGAGGCUGUCUGGACCGACCCCGAGACCAAGACCGUCCACCGCAUCCGCACCAAGGAUGGGGUGUGCAAGGCCAUGUCGUUCAAGGGCGCGGCGCUUUCGUAG